CGGUACCUCAAUUCUCUUCUUCUAAAUCCGCCAUCCUCAAAAUCUCUGACAAGAUGUUCCUCCCAGUCUCACUCCUCGCACUCACUCUCUCCGCCAUUCCUCUUGCGAGCGCGACGCCAACUCCAAUCCACCGUCGCUCGAAUUGCACGAAUCCUACUGUUCGGAAAGAAUGGCGCACACUGUCUCGAGAUGAGCAAAUAAGUUAUGUGAAUGCAGUUAAUUGUUUAACGACCAAGCCUUCGAGGAUUGGAUUGUCAUCUCCGCUCUAUGAUGACUUUCCAUAUGUUCAUAAUCAAUUAAAUAACGACAUUCACUCUGUUGCUUCUUUCCUCCCAUGGCACAGAUAUUUCGUACACGUCUACGAAACAGCCUUGAAAGAAUGCGGCUACACCGGCAGUGCAACCUACUGGGACUGGACACUCGACUCCCUCUCCCCCUCCACCUCCCCCAUCUGGGACGCCACCACCGGCUUCGGCGGCAACGGCUCUCCCAACGUAACCGAACCAGGGGAAUACAGUCCCCAAAAAUGCGUCGCCGACGGCCCAUUCAGCAAGCUCCGCCCAACAUACAUCACAAACAGCUAUACCCCGCAUUGUCUGACUCGGAACUGGAACAACGGGACGUCGCUGCCGGGGAGGAUGUUGGGAGAGUAUUACUCGCCGGAGGUUGUGGAUGGGGCGCAGGCGCUGGGGACGUAUACCGAGUAUAGGUAUGAGCUUGAGGGGACGCCGCAUGGGGCGAUUCAUGCGGCUGUUGGGGGCGAUUUGGGUCCGAGUACUUCGCCGAAUGAGCCCAUCUUCUUCCUCCACCACGCCCAAGUCGACAGACUAUGGUAUCUCUGGCAACAAAAAGACCCAGCGAAGCGGAACAGCGAGUACAGUGGCAUCAGAACGCAAGACCACUUCGAUGGCGUUACACCGCCGGAAGCGGAAUUGGAGGAUUGGCUGCCGAUGAGGGGACUUGCGAGGGAUUUCCAGGUUAAGGACUUAAUGACGACGGAGAGUGAGUUGUUGUGUUAUACUUACUAGAUUGACCUGGCAGUUGAGAAUUAGGAAGAGCUAUUAGUAUGACGCUCUAGAAAUCUGUAUUGAUAAUCUUUACCGACUCAUGUCAUUACAAAACGAUUAGAUGUGAUAUACGGUGGUCUGGAGAGGGAAGAAUUUCGUCGUAUCCCAAAAAUAGAUUCCGUCAGGACAGAAAACCUCCCAAGCCUGUUACCGGAGACUCGAAAAAAAGCGAGAAGUAAAGAAUCCCAGCUAUCACAAAUGCAUCAUAAACUGCAACACAUACC
Messenger RNA from Cadophora gregata, 1291 nucleotides. RefSeq lists its product as uncharacterized. Gene Ontology annotation, molecular function: oxidoreductase activity. The coding region runs from base 54 to 1028 and encodes 324 amino acids. NCBI's taxonomy places the organism in Eukaryota, Fungi, Ascomycota, Leotiomycetes, Helotiales, Ploettnerulaceae. The record is from RefSeq and is a predicted model, not a curated record. The transcript is spliced from 4 exons.